CUUCGUUGCUUCUCUUUCUUCUUUUUUUUUUCAAAGUCGAUCACUCACUUCUCUUUUAUGAUUUUGGAACAGCUUCGACUCAAUGUUACCCGAGAAGCGUACAUCUUCACGCCCCUGUACGAACCGGCAAAAGCCAAUGGCGCUCGAAACACCGUUGUUGAAUCUUUGACCAUCCAUCGCGAUUCCGGUCGAAUAGAAUUAAACGCUCCGCCCACACAACAAGGCGCUCAAGUACUACAAGAAGUUGUCGUAUAUGGUAUCAUGGGGUUUAUACGCCUUCAUGCAGGCGAAUAUAUGAUUGUAAUUACUGGCUAUGAGCGUGUUGGCAGUUUACGGGGUUGCGAUAUCUUACGAGCUACGACGUUUCAGAUACUGCCAUUGCCACACAACCUCUCUCGGUUAUCGCAAACACAGAUUGAUGAUGAACAGAAAUAUGUACAUUUGCUACAAGAUCACUUACGACAAAACACGUUUUACUAUUCAUACACAUACGACAUGACACGGUCGAUCCAAUGCCAGAGCGAAACGGAGAACAGUGCUGAGCCGAUGUGGAAGCUGGCGGACACACGAUUCUUCUGGAAUCGGUACCUUGCUGAUAAAAUGAUUACGGCAACAGAAAGCGGCGAACAAGAUUUGACUGCGUUUAUCCUACCUGUGAUACAAGGAUUUGUCGAUAUUACUUCCACAGUCAUUAAUAAACAUCCGGUAUCAUUUGGUCUGAUCAGUCGCAGGAGUCGAGAGCGUGCUGGUACACGCUAUUUCUCCCGUGGUCUCGAUGACAAUGGUCAUGCCAGCAAUUUUGUUGAAACCGAACAGUUGUUAUUAUGCGAACGAGAGCCCGCAGGGAAUGCAGGCGGUCAACCCAUCCAAUUAUCAUUUGUGCAAACAAGAGGUUCUGUUCCGGGCAUAUGGGGUCAAAUCACCAACACACGUUACACGCCGCAGCUUUGGGUCGAGGGAGACCUGAAUGAUCAUAGCGUGCUGGCCACAUCACGAACGCAUUUCAGUGAACAGAUCCGGAUUUAUGGACCUCAAGUAUUAGUUAAUUUGGUCAACAAAAAGGGAUACGAGUACCCUGUCGGUCAAUUAUAUGCUCGGCUAGUUGAUGCUUUGGCCGAUCCACGUCUAUCGUACGUCCAUUUUGACUUCCAUCACGAGUGCCGUAAGAUGCGGUGGAACCGAGUGCAGUUAUUGAUCGACGAACUUGAACCGGCGCUAACCAAACAAGGAUACUGUUGCAUCGACCCAAAUAACGCAACUGCAGGUCAACCUACAAUGCGCAGUAAACAAUCAUCAGUGGUCAGAACCAACUGUAUGGAUUGUUUGGAUCGGACAAAUGUUGUUCAAAGUGCUUUGGCUCGUUGGAUCCUAAACAGACAGUUGCGCGAUAUUGGUGUCUUACAGUCGACUGAAGUCAUUGAAAACGAUGCCCAGUUCAUGAGUGUUUUUAACAACACAUGGGCAGAUAAUGCAGAUGUGUUGAGCUUAGCAUACUCCGGUACAGGGGCUCUCAAAACAGACUACACGCGCACUGGGCAACGCACAUAUGUGGGCGCGCUUAACGACUUGUCCAACUCACUUAUACGCUAUGCCAAAAAUAAUUAUCUGGACGGCUCAAGACAAGACGGUAUAGAUUUGUUCCUUGGCCUCUAUACUGUCGAAUCCAGCCUAUACAAUAGCCCGUUUGCAAAAAAUAAGCCAUGGACUACCAAAGCGAUACCCACAGGGUUUUUUUGCUCCUUGAUUCUCUUUCUGAUAAUUCUGUUCCAUCCUGAACGAAUUGGUAUCGAAUCUUCGACGGUCUAUGUACUUUUACUUUCGUUUUUCUUUGCUCUGUCCUUUUCCUGCUGGCGCUACAUACAGCAGCACGGAACAGUGUUUGUAGAUUGGCCCAGACUCAAACCAAUAUUAUUCCCCAAAGGAGUAGUAGUCGGCGAUCGCUCCUCUCCUGCUUUCGCUGCUGUCAAAGAAAACGGCGGUGCUGUGCCAUGGAUGAUGCAUGCACCACCAGAACGCAGUAAUACUGCCAUGCUAGAUGAAGUUGAACAAGGAUAUGAAUUGCCUACUCUAAAAAAGACCACUUAGACAAUCUACCAGCUCAUAUUCAAG
Messenger RNA from Zychaea mexicana, 2109 nucleotides. Its product is annotated as Sac phosphatase domain-containing protein. Gene Ontology annotation, biological process: phosphatidylinositol dephosphorylation. Gene Ontology annotation, cellular component: endoplasmic reticulum. Gene Ontology annotation, molecular function: phosphatidylinositol-4-phosphate phosphatase activity. The record is from RefSeq and is a predicted model, not a curated record. The coding region runs from base 58 to 2085 and encodes 675 amino acids. The transcript has 10 exons. NCBI's taxonomy places the organism in Eukaryota, Fungi, Mucoromycota, Mucoromycetes, Mucorales, Lichtheimiaceae.